Molecule: messenger RNA, 4690 nt
Organism: Indicator indicator
Lineage: Eukaryota; Metazoa; Chordata; Aves; Piciformes; Indicatoridae
Gene: RNF10
Product: ring finger protein 10
Exons: 17
Coding region: 1-2412 (803 amino acids)
Biological process (GO): positive regulation of myelination; positive regulation of transcription by RNA polymerase II
Molecular function (GO): metal ion binding; transcription cis-regulatory region binding
Source: RefSeq, a predicted model, not a curated record
AUGCUGCAGAGCCCGCUCGGCGCGACGCCCGCUCUGGCUUCCGCCAUGGACAAGAGCAGCCCCUGCGCCUCCGGACCGCCCGGCUCCGCGGCCGGCAGCAAAGCGCAGCAGCCGCGAUCUGCCUCGGCCGGGCCCGCCGCGGGGGAGUCUAAACCCAAAGGCGAUGGCAAGAACACGAGCGGGUCCAAGCAGCGCUACCACCGGAGAAGAGAAGCCUGCUCCUCCCGACAUGAGAACUGUGGCAGCCAGCCCCGCCGCACCACCCCACAGAAAGGCAAAGCUUUUAACAAGAUGCCCCUGCAGAGGGGAGGCGGCGGCGGAGCCGGCAAACCUUUUAGCUCUUCUAAUGGUGGCAGACGAGAUGAGGUAGCAGAGGCUCGACGGGCAGAGUUCAGCCCUGCCCAGUUCUCUGGUCCCAAGAAGAUCAAUCUGAACCACUUACUGAAUUUCACUUUUGAACCCCGUGGCCAAGCAGGCCAUUUGGAUGGGAAUGGACAUGGCAACUGGGGAAAAAGGAACAAGUGGGGGCAUAAGCCCUUCAACAAGGAGCUCUUCCUGCAAGCCAACUGCCAGUUUGUUGUCUCUGAAGAACAGGACUACACAGUCCACUUUGCUGAUCCAGAUACCUUGGUCAACUGGGACUUUGUGGAGCAAGUGCGAAUUUGCAGCCAUGAGGUGCCCUCCUGCCCAAUCUGUCUGUACCCACCGACUGCAGCCAAGAUCACUCGCUGUGGGCAUAUCUUCUGUUGGUCCUGCAUCCUUCACUAUCUCUCCCUGGGCGAAAAGGCCUGGAGCAAAUGCCCUAUUUGUUAUGGCUCUGUUCACAAGAAGGAUCUGAAGAGUGUGGUGGCUAUGGAGACACGGCAGUAUGCAAUCGGUGAUACCAUCACCAUGCAGCUGAUGAGGAGGGAGAAGGGUGUUCUGGUGGCACUGCCCAAGGCUCAGUGGAUGGAUGUGGUGCAGCCUGUGUACAUUGGAGAUGACCAGCACAGCCAAUAUUCAAAACUGCUUCUGGCAUCCAGGGAGCAGGUCUUGCAGCUGGUGAUUCUGGAGGAGAAAGCAGCAUUGCUGAAACAGUAUGAGGAAGAAAAACAUACCCCAGAGGCUUGCUUUAUUGAGGCAGCUAUCCAGGAACUGAAGGAGCGAGAAACAGCACUCUCUGUUGCUCAGGGUAAAAGCAGUGGCAUUGCUGGACUCAGUGCAGCUGUGGAAGAAUUGGUCCUAGAAAGCUCCAAGGCUGUGGAGCCUGCAGUUUCCCAGGAGAAAAAGUGUGGUGUGGAAUAUCUCUCUGUGUUUGAUGAGGAGCUUGUAGAGCCUUGCUCUGAUAUGGCAAGUUCCUUUUCACCUCCUGUGGAAGCAGAAGAGGCAGUGCUGGAUGAAGAGGAGGUACCUGAUGUGGGCACUGUAGGGGAACCUGAUGUGAACACUGCAGAAGAAGCAAAUUCAGCUGAAGCAAGCUCCCAAGAACCUAAAGAUACAAUCAGCAGUGGUCAUCUUGGCAGCUCUCCUUUUUACUAUUUCUAUCAAGCGGAGGAUGGGCAGUGCAUGUACCUGCACCCCGUGAAUGUGCGCUGCCUUGUGCGAGAGUACGGCAGCCUGGAGAAGAGUCCCGAGAAGAUCACUGCAGCGGUGGUGGAGACAACCGGCUACUCCAUGACAGAGGAUAUAAGACAGCGGCAUCGCUACCUCUGCCACUUGCCCCUCACCUGUGAGUUCAGCAUUUGUGAGCUGGCUCUGAAGCCACCCAUCAUUUCUAAAGAGACUUUGGAGCUCUUUUCAGAUGACCUGGAGAAGAGGAGGCGCCUGCGGCAGAAGAAAGCUCGUGACGAGCGACGGCGCGAACGCAGAAUUGAGAUGGAAGAGAACAAGAAGCAGGGCAAAUAUCCAGAGGUCCAUAUUGCUUUAGAGAAUCUGCAGCAGUUCCCUGCUUUUACCUCUUGCCCUGAAGAAACUACCAGCAUUGAUCAUUCAAGCUUCUGUCUGUCUCCUCUUGGCAGAAGCCCUGUGUUUCAGAGAGAGUCUGCUCCAGCUCCACUCUCACCUGCUGCCAGCCAGGUCAGCCCGCUGCUCUGUGGCAGUUUAGAAGAGGAGUCUCCCUUCCCUUCCUUUGCCCAGAUGUUGAGAGUUGGAAAGGCAAAACCAGAAACGUGGCCCAAACCUGCUCCAAAGGCCAGAGAUGAGAGCGCUCUGGCACUCCCUGUGCCAGUGGACAGUGAUGGGGAAAGUGACAGUUCUGACCGCAUGCCUGUGCCCAGCUUCCAGAACUCCUUCAGCCAAGCUAUUGAGGCAGCCCUCCUGAAACUGGACAGACCGUCCACAGCUCAGCAUUUAGCAGAGGAGAAGGGAGGCAAGAAAAGAAAGAAACAGAAGCAGAAGCUAUUGUUCAGCACCUCUGUUGUUCACACAAAGUGAUUCUGCUAUUCAAGAGAAGUUUCCUCUCCUGGUUUUCUUUUCUUUUUGCUUUGUUUUGCUGCUAUAGUUUAAGUAUUUAAAUUUGAACAGACUAAACUUGUGGUUCCAGGGCUUCUGGGAGGUUCAGGAGGAAACCAUGACAGUGUAUGUUGAAGUAAGAUCUUCUGAUUCCAGCUGCUUAAUCAGUUUAUACUGAAACAAAGUUUUGAAAGAAACCUCCCCAAGACAAAUCAGCCAAGGCUUCCAGUUGGUUCUUUCGGCCUAAUAAGCAGUGUGAAACUCUUCCCAGCUGUGAGGCACUGCAGUGUUACUGGAGCGAGGGGGCAGAGAGCCUGUGUCCCUGGAAGUGGUGACGGGCAGCAGCCCAUCUGAUGUGACAGCAGUGCUGUUCCAGUAAAGCUGUCACCCUGCUCUCCUGAGAACCUGAUUUCUGCAGCACUAGACAUGGGCAAAAGAGCUUCCUGGCCUUUAGGGUGUUAGCUGCUAUAUUUGUUCUAUUUCUAAAGAGCAAGAGUUCCUCCUGUUCUCCUGGCUUGGAACGAUUUAAAGCUGAGAUGAGCAUAAAGCAGAACUUGGCUGCUUGGUUUGAAGUGACUGGAUGAAUCUGUGUUUCCAAGAGUGUGCCAGCACUAGAGGUAGCAGGAACUUCCUGGCUUCUCUCAGUUGUUCAGCUCUGUUUUCAUGCGGGUGAGUGAGGCUGCUGACUUGAGUUUGUUGUUUGCCAGCUGUGGGCUACAUGUUCUUUUGUAAGCUGAUUAUCUAGAACAAACACUCCACCCUAGGGCUUUUGAUAGCUACCUGAAUGAUGUUCUCACACUGGCUGCUCUAGAAUUGAAAGAACUGACAGCUGGAGUCCUUAGACAAGUUUUAUCCCCAGCAACAAACUGGAGUCUCUUGUACUGCCCAUGGGCCUGUGUCCAUUAGGUUCUGAGAUGUCCUUUGGUCUGCACGAAGCACCUGGAUCUACCACCACCUCUUCUGGAGCCCUCCCUGCUUUCACUUUGGGUGGUCACGUUCUGCACAGCUUGUGGUUUGAUUUGAGCUAAUGAGUUUAGUGGUGUGGAUUUUGUUGAAUAAAAUGAACUGUAGGUGUAAUGUACCAGUGAAGGCCAACAGUUGCAAUAAAUCACCCGCACGUGUACUUGCGGUCCUGCACCCUUCCUGAGCUGUCAGCGUGGGGCACAGGUUCAACCCUUACCUUCCUCCUGACAGAACUCAUGCCAGGGAGCUGCUCUCAAGUACCACCUCGUGUACAGUGCAAGACUGACAGUGUCUUCUGCUCCCUUUGGCCACACUUGCACCAGUGGUCUGCCUGCACUUGACCAGCUGUUGACACUGUGACUGGGCUGGGCAAGGAGGCCACGUGUGUAACUCCUGGGGUCACAGAUUUGAACCCCAUUAAUGAAGUCAGUGCCUGUGCCCCUCUUUGUGUCAAUACAUUGAGGCUUGAUUUCAAAGCAGUAGGCUCCACAUGGUACAAGUGCUUCUUUAAGACACCUCUGUGUGCCAAAGAGAACACUUCCCAAAGUGCUGUGUGCAGGAGACACCUGCAAAACAUUCUUGGCAAGCAGCCUGCCUUCACCUGGUCACAAUAAACUACAUUUGAUGGAAAGGGCUGGGCAGCAGCAUGCGAAGAAACCAAGACAAGGUGCCUGACCGUGGUGGCACACCUUGCUGUGGUGCUAUGCAUGCACAGGGCAGAGUUACUGAUGAGGGCAGAGAAAGCAGCUAUGAAAGUCAAGUAUGCAGUUAACUGCCUCCAUAAUACUAUUGAUGUCAGGGGUUGGAAGGGACCCAAUGAGAUCAUUGAUUCCUCUUUGUGAGUGAUUUUAAGCCAUGGAACAGGAGUAACUACUUAGUGUCUAACCAGUACCUCAUGUUCUAUUAUCUCUACACGUUUCUAGUCUCUUUGCAUUGGGAAGAGAGACAAAGGCUGGAGUAGGUGCAAUUCACCCCCACCUCUCACAGGGACUAGAACAAGGGCAGUGAUGCAGGCAGGGCACUGUCCCUUCUGCUGGGGCAUUCUCCACAAGACAGCAUCUUCAAGUUGUAUCUUGUUUUCCUAUGGAUUCAAGAGAUACCAGCAAUGCUCUUUUCUUGUUAACUGAUCGGUGUAAAUUCAAUAAACAUCUAAGCAGUACCUGUACCUAUGAGUUUUAUAAGGGGCUGGAUGGAGUCAAGCCUUACAGUUCUGCCGUGCAUUCCCUGUCACCUCUGCUCCUGUGUACACCACUGGUGCUUUUGUGACUCCCAGCAGUGGGCAGCCCUGUGGAUGAGA